AUGACAAGCAGCCAAACGUCCGUGGAGAUCUUUCUGGAGUUCAGAGACUUGGCCCGUCGAAUGGCUACCUUCGUUGGGGCGGAUGUAAUAGCCGAAAACUACCGCCCCAACUACCGAUCCUGGAUGUCACUGACGGCAACGACGACCUACAUGGUCACCAUUCCGUACACGAUCUGGUACUACUACCCGGAUUAUAUCUUUAUCCUGCAAUCGUUGGCCAUUAUUGGUAUUGGCGUGCAAGGAUUUUUCAAGUUUUACAGCGCUCUAGUUCAUCGGAAGUUUUUCCAAGGCCGCAUAAAGUACCUGGAAGACUUUCACCGACAACAGACAAAUCAUCCGUGGAACCGAAUCAUCCUGAGGGAUUUGAUGAGAAACAGUUUUCUAGUUGGAAAAUUUCUAAUAGCAACAUAUCUGAGUGCAGCCUUCGGAUUCGCACUGUACCCCAUUUAUAUCUAUGUGGUUUAUGGCGAGAGAGUCUUGCCUUUAACCGCACUUCUCCCGGGGAUAAAUGCGGAUUCCCAUACGGGAUACUUUCUAACUCUUGGCUUUCAGCUGUUCGUACUUGGGCUGGGAUUGAGCGGUAUGUCCGCGGCAGACUUAGCAAUUUUACUUUUCGUCGUUAAUUUGGCAGCACUGGUUGACGUCUUCAAAGGUAGUCUCCAAGAAUUGAACGUGCUUCUGGAAGCUCCAAUCCGGGACGAGCAAGCAAUCCGUAAGAAAACGAGAGACAUCUUCUUAGAACAUGGUUCAAUUGAGAAUUACGAAUCGGAGCUGGAUGAGCGAUAUUUUUUCAUCAACUUCAUACAAAUCGUCUCUGCUGUUUCUUGCAUGAGUAUUUCGCUAUUUCUCUGCUACACGACCAACUAUUUACCGGGCUAUGCAUUUCUAGUUGGAGCUUUUUUCCAGUUGCUAGAGUUUUGUUUGCUGGGAACAAUCUUCACAGUCAAAAACAAUCACAUGAUAGACGCCAUCUACGAUGUCAAGUGGUAUCUAUUGCCACUGAAGGAACGUCGAGAGUGGAACUUCCUGCUUCACAAAAGCCAGAAUGCCAUUGAUCUCACCGUUGGAGGGUUUUCGAAGCUUAACUUGGAAACUUUCGUUGCGAUCAUCAACACCAUCUAUCAGUACUUUGCAAUACUGAUCAAUUUUGUGGAAAACUGA
This is a messenger RNA of Uranotaenia lowii, 1161 nucleotides long. Its product is annotated as putative odorant receptor 83c. The transcript is spliced from 4 exons. The record is from RefSeq and is a predicted model, not a curated record. Gene Ontology annotation, cellular component: plasma membrane. Gene Ontology annotation, biological process: detection of chemical stimulus involved in sensory perception of smell; sensory perception of smell. Bases 1 to 1161 code for a protein of 386 amino acids. Lineage: Eukaryota; Metazoa; Arthropoda; Insecta; Diptera; Culicidae. Gene Ontology annotation, molecular function: odorant binding; olfactory receptor activity.